AACCUGUUAGACCUGCUUUUCACAGCGGGUAAUUAUGGUCACUCCAGAACGUUUAUCCGCUGAAAUACGGGUGCGAGGUGAGCCACCAUUUGCACGGGAUGCGUCCGUUCCCUCUUUGGAUGUGGACACAGCCAUCGUUCUGCUAGGGGCCGGAGUGACAGCAGUAACACACCCGUUACUCUAUGUCAAACUCCUUAUACAGGUUGGGCACGAGCCUCUGCCUCCAGUUGUUGGCACAACAAUGUUUGGAAGGAGGGUGCUUUACUUACCCGGAUUCUUUUCUUACGCGCAUCACAUAGUGAAGGUUGAUGGGAAGAGAGGUCUGUUCAGAGGCCUGUCACCGCGGAUAAUGUCCAGCACCAUAUCCACCAUGGUGAGAGGGAGAGUCAGACAGGCCACCCCAGCAGAUGAGCAGGUGUCCGGCAGAGAGGAGGUGAAGAUUUCAUUUAGGAGAGUUCUCAGAGAGACAUCCCAUGAGAUGAUGGUCCAGUGUCUUUCCAGAGUGGCCACACACCCUUUCCAUGUGAUCUCUGUACGCUGUAUGGCUCAGUUUGUGGGAAGAGAGGACAAGUACAGGGGUGUUUUCAGUUGUAUUGUGAAGAUUUUCCAGGAGGAGGGUCCAGCAGGGUUCUUUGUCGGAGUGGUACCUCACGUCCUGGGUGAAAUAAUUUUUUUAUGGUGCUGCAACCUUUUGGCUCAUUUUAUCAACACCUACGCCGUCGACGACAAUUUCAGCCAAGCCCCUGCCGUGAGAAGCUACACCAAGUUCCUGAUGGGAAUUGGAGUCAGUGUGUUGACAUACCCGUUCAUGCUGGUGGCUGAUUUGAUGGCUGUAAACAACUGUGGUUUGGCUGCCGGUCUCCCACCAAACUCUCCCAUCUUCCAGUCCUGGCUUCACUGCUGGAGUUACCUGAGCCAACAGGGGCAGCUCUUCCGAGGAUCCAGUUUCUUCUUCCGCCGCGUGCCUGUGACGGCUGUGAGUGUGGAGUGACCCCGUGACCCCUGACCUCUGACCUUCAGCACUGUCCUCCCUGCGUUGUCUCAUAGAGCCUCAGUAUGAGGGCCCCUAUCGCCUCAAGUUCCUGUCAGUCAAACUC
Messenger RNA from Chanos chanos (milkfish), 1097 nucleotides. Its product is annotated as mitochondrial carrier homolog 1-like. Gene Ontology annotation, cellular component: mitochondrion; membrane. The coding region runs from base 35 to 991 and encodes 318 amino acids. The transcript has 12 exons. The record is from RefSeq and is a predicted model, not a curated record. NCBI's taxonomy places the organism in Eukaryota, Metazoa, Chordata, Actinopteri, Gonorynchiformes, Chanidae. Gene Ontology annotation, biological process: positive regulation of apoptotic process.